UUGUCUCCGGUACUUUUCUGAACGCCCGUACACCUUCAGUCUAAGGGCUGGGGAUAAGGGAAAGAGGAGCAAGAGGCCCAGUUUGGCUGUAAAGAAGAAACUAGUUCUGUUUUUCACUUAUGGCUUUGUUGUAGUAACAACAAUUACCAACAACACACCGUUAUUUUUUUUAAUAUUUUUUUUUUUGUGGAUUUGUGGAAGGAAAAGGACCCACAUUUUGUUCUGAAAGGUCGCCCGUUUUUUUUUUUUUCAGAAGUUUUGUGGCGCUGAGUGAGAAACCAUGGAGAUGCAAAUAUGGUCCACAAGGUGGAAAACCAAAAAGUGGCUUUUGAACCCCACUCUAACUACUAUCGUCACUCUCACUGUCCUUCUGCAAGCCGUCAAUGUCCAAUCAGCUGACCCAGUGGAUGUACUCAAGGUUCUGGACUUCCACAGCUCCCCGGAUGGCGUCCGUAAAGCUACGGGCUUCUGCGCUCACCGGAGAGGAUCUAAACCUGACAUAGCCUUCCGUGUGGGGAAGCAGGCCCAGAUCAGCGCUCCCAGCAAGCAACUCUUCCCAGGAGGAGUGUUCCCAGAGGACUUCUCAGUGAUGUUCACCAUCAAGCCCAAGGCAGGCAGCCAGUCCUUCCUGCUGUCUGUGUAUAAUGAGCAGGGGGUCCAGCAGCUGGGUGUGGAGGUGGGACGCUCUCCUGUCUUCCUGUACGAAGACCAACAUGGGAAACCUGCCCCAGAGGAUUACCCAUUGUUUAGAUCCAUCAACCUCGCUGAUGGCAAAUGGCAUCGCGUGGCCAUCAGUGUGGAGAAGAAGAGUGUGACCAUCAUUGUGGAUUGUAAGAAGAAGCUGAGCAGGCCACUGAAGAGGAGCGACGGGGCAGACAUCAACACUGACGGCAUCGUUGUCUUUGGAACCAGGAUUCUGGAUGAAGAAGUUUUUGAGGGUGACAUACAGCAGCUGCUGAUUGUGGCCGACCCACGGGCAGCGUACGACUACUGUGAACACUACAGCCGAGACUGUGACACACCUCAUCAGGAGCAGCCACAGGCACAAGAACCAGAGGAUGAGUACAAUUCGUACGACCUAGAGUACAGUGAGGUCUACGACUACAGUGAAGGAGAAGUUGGCACUGAAACUGCACCAACCGAAGGAGUCAAACCUGCACCUGAGGCUGUGGACGGAGCUCAACCCACUGAGAAUCCUACAGACCCAACUGUUUCAAUCCUGAACUACGACGAGGAAAUAGUCGACGAUUACGUCACCGGCGUGGAGCAGGUCGACGCCGACUCUACGGCUGCCACAGAAAUCGGCUCUGAUACCAAAGGUCCCGACCCCGGUGCAGAAUCGUACGAUUUUAAGGAGUACGAUCUGAAGGAAUACGGUGAUAUCAAAGAGAUUGAUACGAAACAGACGUACGAGUACGGUGACUAUGGCGACUACGGGACCGGCGAGGCCAAACCUACCUCCUUCCCGACCUACGAGGAUGAGUUUGGGCCGGGCGUACCUGCUGAGACCGACACAGAUAGUAGUAUGGGAGGAGGCAGAUAUGGUGGAGAGAAAGGAGAGAAGGGAGAACCCGCCAUCAUUGAACCCGGGAUGCUGAUUGAAGGACCCCAAGGAGGCCCCGGCCAAGCUGGCCUGCCUGGUGCCCCAGGCUCCCAGGGUGCCCCUGGCCCACAUGGAGACCACGGUGACAGGGGUCCUCCAGGGCGUCCUGGUCUUCCUGGUUCAGACGGAGUUCCUGGUCCUCCAGGUACCCUUCUAAUGCUGCCAUUCCGUGCUGGUGGAGAUGCACAUAAGGGACCAGUGGUCUCAGCUCAGGAGGCACAAGCUCAGGCGAUCCUGUCCCAAGCCAGGCUCACCAUGAGGGGUUCUCCUGGGCCAAUGGGAAUGUCAGGAAGACCUGGGCCUUUGGGUGGACCUGGACCUAACGGACUGAAGGGAGACGGAGGAGACAACGGACCUCAGGGUCCCAGAGGUCUUCAGGGUCCAACUGGCUCACCUGGAAAAGCAGGAAAGAGGGGUCGUAACGGAGCUGAUGGUGCCAGGGGUAUGCCAGGAGAGUCAGGGGGCAAGGGGGACCGAGGUUUCGAUGGGCUCCCAGGUCUCCCCGGAGAGAAGGGACACAGGGGUGAGCUGGGUUCCAUCGGCUCUCCAGGUGCUCCAGGAGAGGAUGGCCAGAGAGGCGAAGACGGUGAGAUCGGACAGAGGGGUCUAGCUGGAGAGAGUGGUCCUAGAGGGCUGCUUGGUCCUAGAGGAUCCCCUGGGACUGGUGGACAGCGUGGUCUUGCUGGGAUUGACGGCCAAGCUGGUCCCAAAGGAAACCAGGGCACACAAGGAGAGUCGGGGCCCGCCGGUCAGCAGGGCAUCCCUGGACCACAAGGUCUUGUUGGUCCUCAAGGCCCAAUCGGACCGCCUGGUGAAAAAGGACCGUCAGGUCGUCAGGGAUUGGCUGGUCUGGGUGGUGCCGAUGGUCCUCCCGGUCACCCAGGGAAGGAGGGUCCUCCAGGAAUGAAAGGAGGCGUCGGUCAUCCUGGUCCUCAGGGUUCUAUUGGCUACCCUGGCCCACGAGGUGUCAAGGGUGCCGAGGGCAUCAGAGGUCUGAAAGGCGGCGGCGGAGAAAAGGGAGAGGACGGUUUCCCAGGUUUCAAAGGAGACAUGGGCAUCAAGGGAGACAAGGGAGAGCUCGGUGUCCUAGGAGCCAGAGGUGAAGACGGACCUGAGGGCCCCAAAGGUCGAUCCGGCCCCAACGGAGAGGCAGGCCCCAUCGGGUCUGCUGGAGAGAAGGGACAACUUGGUGUCCCCGGAUUACCCGGCUACCCAGGAAGACAAGGACCAAAGGGCUCCAAUGGCUUCCCUGGAUUCCCCGGCUCCAAUGGAGAAAAAGGAGGAAGGGGUAUCGCUGGUAAAUCCGGACCCAGGGGACAACGUGGCCCAACGGGUCCCCGUGGUGGAAGAGGUGCCAGGGGACCAACUGGAAAGCCAGGUGCUAAGGGAACAUCAGGUAAUGACGGUCCUCCAGGUGGACCAGGAGAGAGAGGACCCCAAGGACCCCAGGGGCCAGCCGGCUUCCCAGGACCUAAGGGCCCUAAUGGCCCCCCGGGUAAAGACGGACUGCCUGGUCACCCUGGGCAGAGAGGAGAGACAGGUUUCCAGGGAAAGACUGGCCCACCUGGGCCUGGAGGUGUUGUUGGACCUCAGGGACCAACGGGAGAGACCGGCGGCAUCGGAGAGAGAGGACACCCUGGCUCCCCUGGACCCCCCGGAGAGCAAGGUUUACCUGGAUCUGCUGGGAAAGAAGGAGGAAAGGGUGACCCAGGUCCUAUGGGUACAUCUGGAAAGGUUGGCCCAGCCGGGCUCAGGGGCUUCCCAGGACAGAGAGGUCUUCCUGGGGCUAACGGUCCAGCUGGUUUGAAGGGAGGCGAAGGACCACAGGGUGCCCAAGGCCCCGUCGGUUCUCCAGGAGAGAGAGGUGCUGCCGGUCCAGGAGGUGCCAUCGGUCUUUCAGGACGCACCGGACCUCAGGGAGGUCCUGGACCAGCAGGAGAGAAGGGAGGCCCGGGAGAGAAAGGCCCCAUGGGACCAGCUGGUCGUGACGGUAUCCAAGGUCCUGUUGGUCUUCCUGGCCCUGCAGGCCCCCAAGGCCCCCCUGGAGAGGAUGGAGACAAGGGAGAGGUUGGUGAACCUGGCCAGAAGGGAAGCAAAGCAGACAAAGGUGAACAGGGUCCUCCUGGUCCAUCUGGUCUUCAAGGUGUCAUCGGAGCUCCUGGUCCUGCCGGUAGUGAUGGUGAGUCAGGACCCAGGGGUCAGCAGGGUAUGUUUGGCCAGAAGGGAGACGAAGGAUCCAGAGGAUUCCCUGGGCUACCUGGGCCCAUCGGACUGCAGGGGCUGCCUGGUACAUCAGGAGAGAAGGGAGAGAACGGGGACGUCGGCCCAAUGGGUCCACCUGGUCCUCCAGGUCCCAGAGGUCCCCAGGGUUCUAGUGGAGCUGACGGUGCUCAAGGCCCUCCUGGUGGAGUGGGUUCUAUGGGAGGUAAUGGAGAAAAGGGAGAAAGCGGUGAAGCUGGCAACCCGGGACCAUCAGGAGAGCCUGGUGGUGGAGGCCCCAGAGGAGAGACAGGGGAGAAGGGAGAGUCAGGACCACCUGGAGCUGCUGGACCUGCAGGGGCCCGCGGACCUGGAGGAGACGAUGGCCCCAAAGGCAACCCCGGACCCGUUGGCUUCUCUGGAGACCCAGGUCCCCCUGGAGAGCCUGGAGUUGGUGGAUUGGAUGGCUUGGCUGGAGACAAGGGAGAUGAUGGAGACGCUGGUCAGCCAGGCCCACCUGGUCCUUCUGGAGAAGCUGGACCUCCAGGACCACCCGGCAAGAGGGGACCCAUUGGACCAGCCGGUACUGAGGGAAGACAAGGAGAGAAGGGUUCUAAGGGUGAGGCUGGAGCCGAUGGGCCUGAUGGUAAAACUGGACCUGUCGGACCCCAGGGUCCCUCUGGGAAGCCUGGACCUGACGGUCUGCGUGGAAUCCCAGGCCCUGUCGGUGAACAAGGACUUCCCGGUGCUUCUGGAAUGGACGGACCUCCUGGACCAAUGGGUCCCCCUGGUCUCGCUGGCUUGAAAGGAACUCCUGGUGGUAAGGGAGAAAAGGGUCACCCUGGUCUGAUUGGUCUAAUUGGACCACCUGGUGAGUUUGGAGAGAAGGGAGACAGAGGCCUGCCUGGACCCCAGGGAACUGGUGGAGGCAAGGGAGACACUGGUGUUGGCGGUUCUGCUGGUCCUCUUGGUCCUCCUGGUCCUCCUGGUAUUCCUGGACCUGUGGGCUCUAAGGGGUCCAAGGGAUCAACCGGUGGAGCUGGGCAAAAAGGAGACACUGGUAUGAUUGGACCACCUGGAGCUCCUGGUCCUCCUGGGGACAUCAUCCAGCCGCUGCCCAUCCAGCAGGCGAGCAGGAAGAACAGACGCCAGGCGGAGGACGACGGCGUGCAGGGCGACGAGGCCGGAGGCAUGGCAGAUUAUGACAUGGAGGCCACAGCGGACAUGGAGGACGUGUUCGGGUCCCUGAAUAACUUGAAGCAGGACAUCGAGAGGAUGAAGUUCCCCAUGGGAACACAGGACAACCCUGCCAGGACCUGUAACGACCUGCACCUCAGCCAGCCUGACUUCCCUGACGGUGAAUACUGGAUCGAUCCUAACCAGGGCUGUACUGGAGACUCCUUCAAGGUCUACUGUAACUUCACCGCUGGAGGAGAGACCUGUAUCUACCCCGACAAGAAGUCCGCUGGUGUCAGAAUCUCUAACUGGCCCAAGGAGGCUCCGGGAUCAUGGUUCAGUGAAUUCAAACGGGGAAAAAUAUUGAACUAUGUGGACAUGGAGGAGAACACGAUACAGACAGUCCAGAUGACCUUCCUGAAGCUGCUCAGCUCAACGGCCCGUCAGAACUUCACCUACAUCUGCCACCAGUCUGUAGCCUGGUACGAUGCCAAGGCAGAUGGCUACGACAAGGCUCUACGCUUCCUGGGUUACAACGACGAGGAGAUGUCCUACGAUAAUAACCCCUUCAUCAAGGCGCUUUCGGACGGAUGCUCACUGAAGUCGGGCUACUCCAAGACGGUGAUGGAGAUAAACACUCCUCGCAUCGACCAGGUGCCCAUCAUCGACGUCAUGUUCAAUGACUUCGGUGAACCCAGCCAGCGGUUCGGUUUCGAGGUGGGCCCUGUCUGCUUCAUGGGCUAGGACCUGACCACCCCCCCCCCCCACUCCACCCACCACCCCACCACCACCACUCCUCGACCAGCUGAAGGACAGGGUUUUAGAGGGCGUUCUGUUCCAUGCAUGCCUUGUACUGCCAAAUGAAUACCUGACAUCAAUCACUCACCCGCCCUAUUCUCCACUCGACCUGGCCUCAGGCUUCUAAACCAAACCUGUGUUUUUAUAUCCUUGAUAAGAUGAUCAGACCACCAGCACGCUGCCCAACCCCCCUCCUCCUCUGCCCUGUCAUAGAAGCAUUGUCCCAGGGGAAUACUCCUCGCCCUUGUAGGGCCAAUCACAUAGUGACUUUAACUUGUAACAAGGAGGGAGUGGCAUAAGGAAUAAAGGACGUUUGAUGCCGUGGACGGACAGUGGUGCACUUUCAGCAAACAGAGGGAGGAUCCACUCACUCCAACGCCCAAGCCCCCCCCUUUCCUCUCCUCGUCUUCCCCCUUCUCCUACCUUACCCCAUGACCUUAUCUAGGGAGACGUUCCACUCACCUGCCAAGCCCCCUUCCUCCCUUUGCCUCCCCCAGCCCAGCCUCCCUGUCUGGAAGCUCCAGUCCUCUCCUCCCUCCCCCAGCCCAGCCUCCCUGUCUGGAAGCUCCAGUCCUCCCUCCCCCAGCCCAGCCUCCCUGUCUGGUAGCUCCAGUCCUCCCUCCCCCAGCCCAGCCUCCCUGUCUGGUAGCUCCAGUCCUCUCCUCCCUCCCCCAGCCCAGCCUCCCUGUCUGGUAGCUCCAGUCCUCUCCUCCCUCCCCCAGCCCAGCCUCCCUGUCUGGAAGCUCCAGUCCUCUCCUCCCUCCCUCCCUCAGCCCAGCCUC
Molecule: messenger RNA, 6558 nt
Organism: Salmo salar (Atlantic salmon)
Lineage: Eukaryota; Metazoa; Chordata; Actinopteri; Salmoniformes; Salmonidae
Product: collagen alpha-1(XI) chain
Cellular component (GO): extracellular matrix
Molecular function (GO): extracellular matrix structural constituent
Source: RefSeq, a predicted model, not a curated record